AUGGCGCCAUCACGAGAGAGGAACCUGCCAGAGAGGCGCAACCCACUUAUCACGGGACCGGCGCCAGACUGUAGCGAGCUCGCCGCCAAGCGUCGCCUCGGGCAGACACAAUUAACCGCCAGGAUGGUCGCGACUGUUCCUGGCGCAGCGAUCGAUCCGACCACCCUUGGUAUCUUCGACUACGCGCAUCUUCGCGCGCCCCUCCCCAAGGGCAUUGUUUCUGGUAUCUUCAAGUCGAGUCCCAACAGCUACUUUCUCAUGCGCCGCAGCCACGACGGCUUUGUCUCGGCAACCGGCAUGUUCAAGGCGACAUUCCCGUACGCCAUGGCCGAGGACGAGGAGGCAGAACGGCGGUUCAUCAAAUCUCUGUCCGAUACCAGUCCCGAGGAGACGGCUGGCAACGUUUGGAUCCCCCCCGAGGCGGCGCUAGCCCUGGCCGAGGAGUAUGGCAUUAAGCCCUGGAUCCAGGCCCUCCUGGAUCCUGCCGAGAUUCAGCUCUCGAACUCCACGUCUGAGAACAGCCCCCAGAAGAAGAUCAACGCUCCGCCCAAGUUCAUCUUCCGUGGUGCUUCCCCGACGACUUUGGUCCCGCCUACACCGACACGGAACAGCCGCAGCCGGCGGUCUGCCAGCCCCACCAAGAGCACCGCCUCGCGACGCGGCGGCCCUGCGAGCCCGCGCAAGCGUUCCACCAGGAUAACAGCCUCUCAGGUCGACGCGGCGGAGUCCUCCAGCGGCACCAGCAGCCACAAGAACUCGCUGACCAAUGGCGACAUCCCAGUUCUGGUGCCGGGCGAGCCUCUCAAGGUGGAAGACGUGAAGAUUGAAGCAGCCGAGAGAGAGCCGCUAUCGACACUUGAGCCUGUGGAGGAGGAGCCCAAGGUCAAGGUGAACAUCCAUCAAGAGAUCCAGACGGACGAGGAUGGCACAGCGGUGAAGCACACAAACUUCGAGCUGGAGGUGCCUUUUACGGCCGGAAUCCCCAGCCCGGACGACGCACGACGAAUGAUCGAGGAGGCCAGGAAUAUGGUCAAUGCCGCUGCCGCUGAGGCUGAGGCUGAGGCUGAGGCUGCCUUGACCCAGCCAAAGUCAAAGGCGGCCAAGAGCAAGCGCAAGGCGGAGGAGCUCGAGGCCGAUAACGAGGACGAGGCCGGCGCGGAGAGCAGCCUUGCCGUGCAGCCGCGUGCCAAGAGGGUAAAGACCCAGGUCGAAGUGCGCAAGCAAAAGGUCAGGAGGCGCGCCUUGUGGGGCAUCUCCCUGACGCUCGCAGCCGGGGCAGCUGGGUAA
Molecule: messenger RNA, 1287 nt
Organism: Cryphonectria parasitica EP155
Lineage: Eukaryota; Fungi; Ascomycota; Sordariomycetes; Diaporthales; Cryphonectriaceae
Product: DNA-binding domain of Mlu1-box binding protein MBP1
Exons: 2
Coding region: 1-1287 (428 amino acids)
Biological process (GO): meiotic attachment of telomere to nuclear envelope; mitotic telomere tethering at nuclear periphery
Cellular component (GO): nuclear membrane complex Bqt3-Bqt4
Molecular function (GO): DNA binding
Source: RefSeq, a predicted model, not a curated record